UUGUUGUUUUCUUCCUGAGGAGGAGCAGGCCGGAGGGCCAGCCACCCGCCGGCCGCGCAGCCCUCCGCCCCAAGGCCCGGCCCGCUGCCCCCCGCGUCUCGUCCCCCGCCCCGCGUCUCCGGGCCCCGGCUGGCCCGGCGGCCCCCCAGCUGGCUUGGUGGGGCGACGCUGAAGGCCGGGCCCAGCGAGCACUAUGGCGGCCGCCCUGGGAGCGGGCGGAGGAACCGGCGCUGGAGAUGAUGACUUUGACCAGUUUGAUAAGCCUGGUGCAGAGCGGUCCUGGAGGAGAAGAGCUGCAGACGAGGACUGGGACAGUGAACUUGAAGAUGACUUACUUGGAGAAGACUUGCUCUCUGGCAAAAAGAAUCAGUCGGAUUUGUCAGAUGAGGAGCUAAAUGAUGAUCUUCUACAGAGUGAUAACGAAGACGAAGAAAAUUUCAGUUCUCAGGGUGUCACAAUUAGUCUGAAUACCACAUCUGGCAUGGUCACAUCAUUUGAACUGUCUGACAACACUAAUGACCAGUCUGGAGAACAGGAAUCCGAGUAUGAACAAGGAGAAGAUGAACUCGUUUAUCACAAGUCUGACGGAUCUGAACUGUAUGCCCCUGAGUACCCGGAAGAAGGACAGUAUGAAGGCCACGGUGCUGAGCUGGCGGAAGACCACAUCCAGUACGUGGAGGAGCCGGAGGAGGAACAGCUGUACAGUGACGAGGUGUUAGACAUCGAGAUCAAUGAGCCUUUAGAUGAGUUCACAGAUGAAGAAUACUUGCAGGCUUGUGGGCAACAAGGGAUGAAAGAGCAGGAAGACUGUGUUGCUGAAGAGGAAUUAGAUGAGAUUACUGACUCCCAGGUUGCUCCUGAGACUCAAGAGGGAGGCAUGGAAACUUUGGAGCUGCAGAAGGACAUGAAAGAGGAGUCAGAUGAAGAAGAGGAUGAUGAUGAAGAAUCUGGACGAUUACGUUUCAAAACUGAAAGGAAAGAAGGAACAAUUAUUAGGCUCUCAGAUGUAACUAGAGAGAGAAGGAACAUUCCAGAAACUUUGGAGCUUUCAGCAGAAGCCAAAGCUGCAUUGCUUGAAUUUGAAGAAAGGGAGCGACAGCAUAAACAGGGACGCUACGGCUCAAGGCGGGGAGGAAGGAGAGGAGGUUCGUCCAUGUGUCGUGGAGUGGGAGACCAGAGGAGAGAGAACAGUGAGAGAGGAAGAGCCAAGGAUCACAGGCCCGCCCUGCUGCCCACACAGCCACCUGUGGUGGCGCACUCUCCGAGGUUAAUUCCUCCUCCACAGCCUCAGCCUCCCCCUCCGCCGCCACCGCCGCCGCCUCAGCAGCAGCCAAUCAGAAGUCUGUUCCAGCAGCAGCAGCUCCAGCCUCUGCUUCCCCUGCAGCAUCCGCACCAUCCCUCCCCUCCUCAAGGGAUGCAUCUGCCGCCCCAGAUCGAGGCCCCGAGGACGAUGAUGACCCCUCCUCCCGUGACUCCACAGCAGCCCAAGAACAUACACAUAAAUCCCCACUUCAAGGGGGCAGUGGUGACGCCGGUUCAAGUGCCCUUGCUGCCAGUCCCGAGCCAGCCGAGACCUGCUGUGGGGCCCCAGAGAUUCCCGGGCCCUCCAGAGUUCCCACAGCACACACCUGGACCUGUUCCCAACAGUUUCAGCCAGCCCCCGCGGCUUCCUCUUCAGGACCAGUGGAGGGCCCCGCCGCCUCCCCAGGAGCGAGACCCUUUCUUCUUAGGAGGUGAACCAAGGUUCCCGAGCCAUCUCUUUCUGGAACAGCGAAGUCCCCCUCCCCCGCCACCUCCUCCCACGCUUCUUAGCAGUGGUCACCCUGUGCCCACUCCCAGUCCCUUACCGUUCACCCAGCCUGGACCAGCGUUUAAUCAGCAAGGACAGCAGCCUGUGUUCCCCAGAGAGAGGCCCGUGAGGCCAGCCCUGCAGCCACCAGGGCCGGUGGGGAUUCUGCACUUCAGCCAGCCAGGGUCGGCAGCAGCACGGCCCUUCAUCCCUCCUCGGCAGCCCUUCCUGCCCGGCCCAGGACAGCCCUUCCUGCCCGCCCACACACAGCCUAACCUUCAGGGGCCCCUGCACCCCCCGCUGCCGCCUCCCCCACAGCCCCAGCAGCAGCCCCCGCUCCCGCCCCCGCUCCAGCCACCCUCGCAGCACCAGCCGCCGCCGCCGCCGCCGCCGCACCCGCACCAGCACCAGCACCAGCACCACCACCUCUCUGUUCCUCCCCCGCCCCUGAUGCCUGUGGCUCAGCCCCAGUUCAGGCCUCACAUGCAGACGGGGCCGCCUCAGCCAAACAGCAGUCGGACGCAGUGCCCCCAGCGCCAGGGGCUAAGGCAUAACACAACUUCUCAGAAUGUAACCAAACGACCAAUGCAGCAAAUGCAGCCAACUGCUCCGAGAAACAGUAAUUUGCGUGAAUUACCAAUAGCACCGUCACAUGUUAUAGAAAUGAGUAACAGUCGCUGCUCCUCCACACCGGCGGCUCAAGUAAAGCCCAUUAUCAGCACGUCACCGCCCACGAGGCCUGGGGUGGGGCCCAGGACGGCUGCGCAGGGGAAGGCGGAUGUGAAAGUCAAGCCCGUGAGCCCCGUGAGCCGGCCUCAAGAGGAAGCCAAAGCAGAACCAGAGUUUCCUGAUGAAGAUGAAGAAACGAGGUUAUACCGCUUAAAGAUAGAAGAACAGAAGCGCCUCCGGGAAGAGAUCCUGAAGCAGAAGGAGCUGCGGCGGCAGCAGCAGGCGGGCGCCAGGAAGAAGGAGCUGCUCGAGAGACUGGCGCAGCAGCAGCAGCUCUGCCCCCCGCCAGCCCUGGCCGGGCAGGGAGAACAGCUGUCGGCGCCGUCGCCCGCCAAUGGGAGCCCGCUGUUACCCUUCCCGGGGGCCCAGGCCAGACCGCAUGUGAAAAACAGACUUCUCGUGAAAAACCAAGAGGCCGCUGUUUCAAACGUUCCACCCAAAACAUCCAGUUUUGUGCCAUCUGGUGCUAACACGCAGUAUCAAGGACAGCAGAUGAAACCGCUGAAACAUUUGAGACAGGCCAGAACCAUACCUCAGUGUCCAGCUCAGCACAAAGUCCUGCAGGUAAAGCCUGCAGACGGGGAGGGGCCGCCACCCCCCUCACAAACUGCUCGAGCCGCGUCCCUCCAGGGCCGGCCCCCGGAGGCCAAGCCUGGCGCGAAAAGGACUGUCAUGCAUCGGGCCAACAGCGGUGGUGGAGACGGGCCGCACGUCAGCUCCAAGGUCAGGGUGAUUAAGUUGUCAGGCGGGCAGGGAGGAGAGAGCGAUGGCUUCUUUCACCUGGAGGGCCAGCCUCAGCGGCUCCCUCAGCCCGCAGAAGUGAGACAGCAGCCUGCCCGCAAGGUGACGCUGACCAAGGGGGCGCUUCAGCAGCCCCAGCACCCUCAGGUGGGGGCCCACGUGCACUCAGCCGGCCCUCCAGGCAUCAAGAGCAUCCAAGGAAUUCACCCGGCCAAGAAGGUCGUCAUGCACGGGAGAGGCCGGGGAAUGGCAGGUGCGAUGGGCCGGGGCCGCCUGAUGCCGAACAAGCAGAAUCUCCGGGUGGUCGAGUGCAAGCCUCAGCCCUGCGCCGUGUCUGUUGAAGGGCUUUCUUCAUCCACUACUGACGCCCAGCUGAAGAGCCUGCUGAUGUCAGUAGGACCCAUUCAGAGUUUACAGAUGCUUCCCCAGCAGCGGAAAGCCAUAGCCAAGUUCAAGGAACCCGCCCAUGCAUUAGCGUUUCAGCAGAAGUUCCACAGGCAUAUGAUAGAUUUGUCCCACAUAAAUGUGGCCCUGAUUGUUGAGUGAUUGCUGGCAGGAGAGCCUGACCGUAUUACACUGCACACACGCCGUGGAAUUUCUUCCCGGG
Molecule: messenger RNA, 3866 nt
Organism: Kogia breviceps (pygmy sperm whale)
Lineage: Eukaryota; Metazoa; Chordata; Mammalia; Artiodactyla; Physeteridae
Gene: RBM33
Product: RNA binding motif protein 33
Molecular function (GO): RNA binding
Source: RefSeq, a predicted model, not a curated record